AUGCUUGCCACGCUCGGCCCAGAUAGUCUCAAUCUACACAAGUUCACUCCGUGGUCAACAACGCUGCAUGCGUUAGGUUUACUAUGGGAUCUCAACGAAGGCCAUGUGUCCAUGCCCGCUGAAAAGAUUCACAAGGCAAAACUACGGGUACAACGUCUGGCGCAGCGCAAAGUCGCAUCUCGGAACGACAUCGAAAAGACGCUGGGGAGCCUUCGUCAUGUAUGCUCGUGCAUCCGCGCAGCACGCGCAUUCUACCAAAACCUCCAACAGGUGUUACACCGCUUUCCUCGGUUCGGCACUCACCGCUUGCCUCCGUCUGCCGUCGCCGACCUAUCUUGGUUCAUGGCAAUCCUCGACGUGGGUCAUCUCGUCAACGUGCCAACGUCAAUCUUCGCUGGCAUGUCCACGCCAGAGGUCACGCUCGAGAUGGACGCGAGCGACGAAGGCCUCGCAAUCAUGUUUCCCGCCCGCCGUCUCUUCAUCGUGCUGACCUGGGAUGCAGCGGAACUGGACCUCAUCGCCAAAUGCAAAGCCCGCGUGGCCGAGGCCAAACCAUCCAAUGAAAUUGCAGAUUCAACAAGCCCAACCAAUCCAAUUUCACCUCAG
Molecule: messenger RNA, 606 nt
Organism: Aphanomyces invadans
Lineage: Eukaryota; Oomycota; Saprolegniomycetes; Saprolegniales; Verrucalvaceae
Exons: 1
Source: RefSeq, a predicted model, not a curated record